Molecule: messenger RNA, 3713 nt
Organism: Danio aesculapii
Lineage: Eukaryota; Metazoa; Chordata; Actinopteri; Cypriniformes; Danionidae
Product: tripartite motif-containing protein 16-like
Exons: 7
Coding region: 78-1742 (554 amino acids)
Molecular function (GO): protein binding; zinc ion binding
Source: RefSeq, a predicted model, not a curated record
GUUAAUCACACUGACAGACGGAAGUUUACAAUGGUCAGGAUUGUGUGCAGUUUUAAAGCGUGACGCACGCCAGCAAAAUGGCAGAAGCCAGUAUUUCAGUGGCUGAGGAUCAGUUCAUCUGUUCAGUGUGUCUGGAUCUCCUGAAGGAGCCAGUGACCAUCCCCUGUGGACACAGUUACUGUAUGAACUGCAUCACUGACUGCUGGAAUCAAGAUGAGCAGAGGAGAGUUUACAGCUGCCCUCAGUGCAGAGAGACCUUCACUCCAAGACCUGCUUUAAACAAGAAUGUGGUGAUGGUGGAAAUGGUGGAGAAACUGAAGACAGGAUCAAGAAAUGCUGCCAGUUAUGCUGGACCUGGAGAUGUGGAGUGUGAUGUUUGCACAGGAAGGAAACGCAAAGCUGUUAAAUCCUGUCUGAUGUGUCUGAACUCUUAUUGUCAAGCUCACCUUGAACUACACAACGGUUUCUUUAAAGAUAAGAGACAUCAUUUAAUCAAUGCCACUGGACGACUGAGAGAGAUGAUCUGCUCUAAACAUGACCGACUGCUAGAGGUUUACUGUCGGACUGACCACAAGUGUGUUUGUUUACUGUGUAUGAUGGAUGAACACACAGAUCAUCAAACUGUUUCAAUCAAAACAGAGAGGGCUGAGAAACAAAAACAGUUGUUGGACAUACAGAGAAACUUCCAGAAGACAAUCCAGGAGAGAGAGGAGGAGGUUUGUGAGCUGAAACAUGCUGUGAAGACUCAUAAGCGCUCUGCACAGACAGCAGUGGAGGAAAGCGAGAAAAUCUUUACUAGACUAUUCCACGUUAUUGAGAGAAGACGAUUUGAGGUCUCGCAGAUGAUCAGAGAUCGAGAAAAGACUGAAGUGAGUCGAGCUGAAGGACUCUUGAAGAAACUGGAGCAGGAGAUUGAAGAUCUGAAGAGGAGAAACACUGAGCUGGAGCAGCUUUCACACACUGAUGAUCACAUACUUUUCCUACAGAGUUUCCAGUCUCUUUCUGCUCCUCCUGAAUCUCCAGAAAGCAGUGAUGUUACUUCUCUCCUCUUUUAUGAUGACGUGGGUGAAACUCUCUCUGUGCUGAGAGACAAACUCGAGGAUGCCUUCAAGGAAGCAACAGAAAAUAUGUCUGUUUCAGAGACGCCAUACAUUGAGAUCAUUUCCACCUCUGAAGUGAUUAACAGAGACAAGUUCUUGCAAUAUUCCCAUCAGCUCACACUGGAUUCAAACACAGCACAUAAAUAUCUCCGUCUGUCUGAAGGAAACAGAGUGGCUACUUUUAUUGGAGCUGACCAGAGUUACCCGGCUCACCCGGACAGAUUUCAUGACUUUUCCCAGGUGUUGUGCAGAGAGAGUGUGUGUGGACGCUGUUAUUGGGAGGUGGAGUGGAGCGGGGAGGCUGGAGUGGGAAUAUCAGUCUCAUAUAAGAGCAUCAGAAGAAAAGGGGAAGGUUUUGACUGUGUAUUUGGGUUUAAUGAUCAGUCCUGGAGAUUGUCCUGCUCGAACUCCAGCUAUACACUCAGACACAAACAGGUAUCCACCAAACUCCAUGUACCAUCAAGCUCCAACAGAAUAGGAGUGUAUGUGGAUCACAAAGCAGGAAUUUUGUCCUUCUUCAGUGUCUCUGACACAAUGAGCCUCAUCCACAGAGUCCAGACCACAUUCACACAACCGCUCUAUCCUGGGUUUGGGAUUAAUUUUGGGUCAACUGUGAAACUGAAGUCUGCAGAGAAUCUGUAAAUGAGUGUCAUUUUACAGGUUUAAGCAUUAUGAGAGAAAGGGCUGAGUACACUGUGGUUAGCAGUGGUCAGUGACAAAGUUGACACAGACUGGUAAUUCUAAUCAAGAUUGUGUGUCUUAUAAGAUUUUCUUACAUUAAGGACAUACACUACCUGACAAAAGUCUCGUUGCCUAUCCAGGUUUCAGGAACAGCAAAUAAUAACUUGACUUCUAGUUGAUCAUUUGGUAUCAGAAGUAGCUUAUAUGAAAGGCAAAGGCCUCUAGAUUACAUUUAUUUUACCACAAUAAAACAUGAUCAUGCCUUGAUUUUUAAUGAUUUAAUUAGGACAGUAAGGUCUGACUUUGCUUAGACAAUAGUCUUAAAGUCACUUAGAAAUAAUGUACAGUAUCGAAUAUAAAGUCAUGGUGCAGUGGAAAAAUAAUAAAUAUUGUGUGACUCUCAUGAGCUUGGAGGACUGCAUCCAUACAUCUUUGCAAUGAUUCAAAUCCCUUAUUAAUAAAGUCAUCUGGAAUUGCAAAGAAAGCGUUUUUACAGGACUGCUAGAGUUUAUCAAGAUUUUUUGGAUUCAUCUUCAAUGCCUCCUUCAGCUUACCCCAGGCAUGCUCAAUAAUGUUCAUGUCUGGUGACUGGGCUGGCCUGUCCUGGAGCACCUUGACCUACUUUGCUUUCAAGAACUUUGAUGUGGAGGCUGAAGUAUGAGAAGGAGCGCUAUCCUGAUGAAGAAUUUGCCCUCUCCUGUGGUUUGUAAUGCAAUGGGCAGUACAAAUAUCUUGAUACCUCAGGCUGUUGAUGUUGUCAUCCACUCUGCAGAUCUCUCGCACACCCCAUACUGAAUGUAACCCCAAACCAUGAUUUUUCUUCACCAAACUUGGGUCCAUGUGGGUUCCAGUAGGUCUUCUGCAGUAUUUGUGAUGAUUGGGAUGCAGAUCAACAGAUGAUUCAUCAGAAAAAUCUACCUUCCGCCACUUUUCCAAAUGAUCGAGUCAAUAAUAAUAAUAAGACAAGACCACCAGAUCAUUGUUAUAUAUUUCGCUCACUUGUGUACCCUAAAGUCAGCGUGAAAUCAAAUUUGACUAUGUAUAUUGUAAUGCUUCUUAUAAAUGAUGUAUCUGUGCACCUAAUUAUUUUGUAAAAAUUAAUUUGCCCUCAUAACUUUUAUUAAAUACCAUAACCUUCCCUCUCCGAUGGAAUGACUUUUCUUCGUUUCAGGUCACAUAGACUGCCAUUAGGGCAGGGCUAUCAGGGCAUCUCAUUUCUACUCUCUUUAAGCCAUUCCCAUCUUCCAACUAUUCAAUUGCUUUCCAAAAGUCGAAAUCAUACAUCCCUCAUUAUAUAUUUUUUUCUCAUUUGAGGACCGUAUGAAUUGGAUGGUCUUAGACCACAUUAAUUCAUUAGUAUGGUGUAGGGCCUCCUUUUGCAGACAUAGCAAAUGACAGAUACAAGUCUAUCAAAAAGUCUUUGAGCCAUUGUUCUUGCAGAAUAGUGGCCAGGUCACUACGUGAUGCUGGUGGGGAAAACGUUUCCUGACUUGCUCCUCCAAAACACCCCGAAGUGGCUCAAUAAUGUCUAGCUCUGGUGACUGUGCAGGUCAUUAGAGAUGUUCAACUUUACUUUCAUGUUCAUCAAACCACUCUGUCACCAGUCUUGCUGUAUGUAUUGGUGCAUUAUUAUCCUGAUACACAGCACCGUUAUCAGGAUACAAUGUUUGAACCAUUGGGCGCACAUGGUCCUCCAGAAUGGUUCGGUAGUCUUGGCAGUGACAUGCCCGUCUAGCAUAAGGCCUAUAUUUCUGCCCAAACCAUCACUGAUCCACUCCCAUUCUUCACUCUGGGCAUGCAACAGUCUGGGUGGUACACUUCUUUAGGGCUUCUCCACACCAUAACUCGCUUUUAUGAAGUGUGAUAAACACAGGUGAGUAGGCUUUAAAAACCACCUGUAGAAACACUUUCUUUCUCUUUCUCUUUCUCUCU